Molecule: messenger RNA, 547 nt
Organism: Aspergillus ochraceoroseus IBT 24754
Lineage: Eukaryota; Fungi; Ascomycota; Eurotiomycetes; Eurotiales; Aspergillaceae
Exons: 3
Coding region: 130-453 (107 amino acids)
Source: RefSeq, a predicted model, not a curated record
UCAAUCUGAAAUGAAUGUAAAUGGCAACCAUCCCAGUGUAUAGGUAUGUACGUCAUUGGCGGUGCGCUGCUGAGUCAUCCACCCCAUGUAAGGCCUUAGUUAACUUCCGUCUCCGCGCAACAAACCUGGAUGCUUGGGCGUGUGUUCAUCUCCUCAAUUUUCCCUCCGCAGCUUUUUCUCCCAGUUCUGACUUUCUUCCAAAGCUUCGUUUCAAAAACACCAGCCUCCUUCCCCGCGAUUCAGGGCUCAUUGCUUGACCAACUAGCCCGAAGCUACGUGGUAGUCUCUCAAGCUCAGUCGAGUCGACAACAUUCUCGAACCAACCUGAUACCCGGGUUUCCGACCUUUUAUAUCAUCCAAGAGUCCCAAGAGCCCCUUCCUGUCGUUGCCGAUCCCGAAUUCUGCGCCGACCGUAACUCUCCUCUCAACCUUGAUCUCGCCCCGAACAGAUAGAUAUAUUUCAAAAUGGAUCUCUCCAACAUCUUCCGCUUCGUUAACAUCGCCGUUGGCAUCAUCAUGAUCCUCGGCGGUAUCGCCCAAUUCUUCC